This is a messenger RNA of Chrysoperla carnea, 2226 nucleotides long. Its product is annotated as post-GPI attachment to proteins factor 6. Lineage: Eukaryota; Metazoa; Arthropoda; Insecta; Neuroptera; Chrysopidae. The transcript is spliced from 6 exons. Gene Ontology annotation, cellular component: plasma membrane. The record is from RefSeq and is a predicted model, not a curated record. Bases 1 to 2226 code for a protein of 741 amino acids.
AUGGUAAUUUUAGUUGGUUUGAUUGUUUUAAAGGCUCUUUUAUUUAUUGAGGUCAAUUGUAUUGAAACAACGAAAAUAAUUGGAAUUAAUGAAAUUUUAAAUGUAGGUCGUUAUUCACAAUUUUAUAGUGUUUCUGUUGUACAUUUUAAAGUACCAAACGAUAUACAGAAUGUAUCGUUUGUGUUCAUUGCAGACAUCGAGAAAAAAUCAAGUUUUUUAACAUUAGGUUGUUCAUCGCCUAAUAUUACCGUUUACAUGCAACAAGGCGCAUUACCUGUAAUAGCACCAGAUAAUUCGAAAUUUCCAUCUACUUUCGUACAAAUUGGUGGUCGAUCUGACAAAAUAUAUAGACAUUUUUUAGCAAACGGUACAAGAAAUUAUAUAAAUGUUACAUCACCCAUACCUGGUGAUUGGUUUGGUGUUAUAUUUCAAGAUUGGAUGCCGAAGAAAGAUGUCAAAAUAUCUGUACCAGAAAUGGCUAGAAAGUGUAAAUGUGUGCUAUCAAGCUAUGCGAUUGUUACAUUAAUAGAUAUUGAUACAAUAACAUCGAAUUCAAUUCCAGUUGAUCUAAAUCAAACGUUCAACAUUACAUUCGAAUCAAAUAAAUUAGUUUCAUUUGCAAUAAAUCCACAAUUAUAUCCAACACGUUAUAUUUUAUUCAAAUCAAAUUCGAAUGAGAGUACAAGUAUUAACUGUAAUUUUAAUCCUGAAAAGAAUGAAAAUCAAACAAUUGGGAAGAAUAACACCGAUGCGGAAAAAAAGAAGGAAACAAAUAUCACAAUUUAUUUACCAGAAAAACAAUUUGGUUGGCAAUUAUCAAGUAAACGUUUCAUAUACGAUCAAUAUGAUUUAAUAAAAUUAUCGUCAAGUAAAAUUUUAACAUUUGCAUAUAUAUUAAAGCCAAAUUUAGAAUUAAAAUCACCGAAAUUAGUAAAUUUAACAUCAUCAUUGACAGUUUUUAAAUUUUCUAUUAAUGAUCUAAGUGAAAUUGGUGGCACAUUAUAUUUAGGUUUUACGUUGAAUCCUUUACGUAAUAUAUCAUCGAUGCCAUAUUUAACUGUGAUAUGUUUACGUCGAAAUGCAAUUGAACUACCAUCGUUACCGAACAAAUGUGUUUACUUUAAUGAGGUAUACAACACAACACUUCUACUAAACAGUACAAGCCCAAUUGGGACUUACGAAAAUAUUCAUGUACCCUAUCCAGAAAUAGGUACAUGGUAUCUAUCAAUUGGAUUGUUUAAUUAUAGUCAACGAGUUGAAUGCGUAGAAUGCAUGAAUUUAUUUCAAACAUGCGUACAAUUUUGUGAAAAUAAUUAUUGUGCUUCGAAAUGUUUACAAUUAAUGAAUGAGACUUUACCAUAUAAUGAAUGUAAUCGAUGUAAUGUUACAUUAAAUUCAUGGAAUAAUGAACAAAGUCUAGAUUUGAAUGUAACAUCGUUUAAUGCAAGUGUGAUUUUCUCAAUAUCUGUAUCGCCAUGUUUAGAUGACUCGUGUGGUUCAAAUGGAGAUUGUCGUUUAAUGGCUGAGAAUAAUAUUAUCUUUUCAACGUGUGAUUGUAAUAAUGAUUUUAUCGGAUGGGAUUGUUCCGAUGAUUCACAAACAGUUAGCAAAUUAACAGCACUUAUAGGAUUGCUUUUAUUAACAUUAAGUAAUUUAGGAUUUCUUUUCAGUAUAUACGUAGCAAUAAAACGUACAUAUUAUACAGAAGCCUUAACAUACACAUUCUGUAUGUGUUUCUCGUUCAUGUAUCAUUUAUGUGACUCAGGUUAUGGUAUUUACACCUACUGUUUACUGCCAAUGAAUGUAUUAAAAUUUUGUGAUUUCUUUUGUGGCCUUCUAUCCAUAUGGGUAACAUUAAUUGCAAUGGCCGAUUUACGUACAGAAUUAAAGAGUGCUUGCCAUAUAGUUGGUGUAAUAUUAUUAAUAUUAGGUAUAUUAUAUAAUAUGGAAAGUAUAUUAGUAUUUGUAAUACCAGUUACAAUUGGAAUAUUUAUUUUCACAACUAGUUGGACCAUACAAUGUUAUCAUACACGACAUUUAUAUCCAAAUAAAAAUUAUUUACAGAAAUUUUUACCCAUUGGAAUUUUAUGUGUAUGUAUUGGCAUUAUUUGUUUUGGACUCUUAGAAACACAUUCAAAUUAUCAGUAUACGCAUAGUACCUGGCAUGUUUUAAUGGCGUUAAGUAUUGUUAUGAUAUUACCAAAACCUAGUGCCUUUAAAACAUAA